UCACGCCUUUGCCAGUCCACUGGUCCAGGUCCAGCCAUCGACGACGACGGCGAGGAAGGGAAUUGGAGGAAGAGGCGAAUCGCGGAGCAGGGGAAGGAGAAGAAGGGUCCGCAGCAGCAGCAGCCAUGGGCGUCAUGGACAAGCUCAAGAUCUUCGUGGUGAAGGAGCCCGUCGUCGCCGCCUCCUGCCUCAUCGCCGGAUUCGGUCUAUUUCUUCCAGCAGUUGUUAGGCCAAUGUUGGAUUCUUGGGAGACUGCGGAAAAAGUCCCACCAACUCCACUAAAUGAUGUGGUUGCAGGUGUCACCGGCAAGAAAAAGUAGCGAUCUGAACAUCUUCUUCACUUGCUGAUGUUGUUGCCACAUUUUGUUUCACUUGUUUUUGGUGCCCAGAUGAGAAGGCUCUCUCGGUCCAGAACUCCAGACGGUAGUUGGAUCGGCCAAAAAUAAUCAUUGUAUCUGAACUGAUUUUCACCAUAGUGCAAUGAAAUGGAUUUCUAAGGAGUGUUCGCUUAUGUAAUGAAGUGGAUUGAAGGCCAUUUUACCCUCUUAAAUUCGUUUUAAUUUGAC
This is a messenger RNA of Brachypodium distachyon (stiff brome), 566 nucleotides long. RefSeq lists its product as uncharacterized. The record is from RefSeq and is a predicted model, not a curated record. The transcript has 3 exons. NCBI's taxonomy places the organism in Eukaryota, Viridiplantae, Streptophyta, Magnoliopsida, Poales, Poaceae. The coding region runs from base 126 to 320 and encodes 64 amino acids.